GUAUAAGUUCACGUUUUUUCUGACUACUGUUUUAUCGUUAAUUAACUAAAUAGUUUUUUAACGGAAAUCGCUUACUAUGGGAAAGCCGAAAAAGCGUGUUAAGAAGUAUAAUUAUACAAAAAACAGAAAAAAAGUAAAUCUUAAGGCGCAAAAGCUUCCUCACAUAGAAUGGUUAGUAUAAACGAUGGCUAUUAAAGACGCUCAUGUAGAAUGGAAGCAAGGUAUCUGUGUUUUAAGAUACCCUAAUUGAGACACUCUGAAUCUGUAAGACUUAUCCCCGACAAUGUGCCUAAUUAGGUAAAGACGCUAAAAAAGCCCAUAAUUGCUUUCUUUUCCGGCAAAAGAAUAAUUUGGUAUUCUUUUUAGCAGGUUUUAAAACUAAAAUUUCAGUAUGACAGACGAUGUGCAUAAUUUUCAUCUUAAUAAUAAUUAAACAUAUAUAUAUAUAUCAAGGAUAAACGAAGAUAACAAUAAACUUAUACAGUCGUUGUAUUUUCUAUUGAUUCAUCAUUUUAUAUUAUUAUAUUUCUGAAUAAUAUAUGAAACAGAUGAAAUCCUAGGACAUUAGUGAUAAUUCCGAUUCUAUCAUAAACAAACUAGAGACAGUAUGAUAAAUCUAUUUUAAUUAUUUAUGAUGACUUUUAGUAAUGAAAUACGCAAAAAUUGGAAUGUAAAGAAAACCGUGAAAAGAAACCUAAAAGACAUGGGUAUUUCUGCUGAUCCGAAUGCGACUAUUAAAUUACGACAAGCUUUUGACGAGGAUGAAGUGAUAGAAAAGGUGUCAACUAGAAGUAUACAAAAAAUAAGGAAAGAGAAAGGUCACGUUGUUAAGGAAUUAGAGGAACAAGCAAACGUUCCUGAUAAAGGAGUAUUUCGAUUGCCAGAUAACGAAAUUGAUUUUUGUACACACAUGCUUGACAAGCACGGAGAUGAUUAUAAAGCUAUGGCUAUGGAUAAGAAGAAUUACUAUCAAGACACGCCCAAGCAAAUUCGAAAGAAGAUUCUCAAAUUCAAAUCGAUACCAGAACAUUAUAACACUUAUUUAGAAAGUAGAAAAAAAACAGUCAAUUAA
Dimorphilus gyrociliatus is the source of this 1072-nucleotide messenger RNA. NCBI's taxonomy places the organism in Eukaryota, Metazoa, Annelida, Polychaeta, Dinophilidae. The record is from the annotation of a GenBank genome assembly.